Arachis ipaensis is the source of this 1809-nucleotide messenger RNA. Lineage: Eukaryota; Viridiplantae; Streptophyta; Magnoliopsida; Fabales; Fabaceae. The record is from RefSeq and is a predicted model, not a curated record.
AUGGAGAAAUAUUUCAAAAGAACUUCAUCAUUGGAGAUUGGAUCCCAAAACAAUUCAUCGACUUCUUCUAACAAGAGGAGAUUUUUAGAAUUCGAAGUAGAGAGUCUCAUAGCAGAUCCAGGAAAACGACCAAAGAUUUCAAGUUAUCAUCCGAAUGACAGAGACAAAGUUAGAUGUGCAUAUUUGCAAAAAGGUCCUUGUCAACCAAGGAAUCAUGAUUUUCCGCAAACUACUUGUGGUUCUUCUUUUCGAAGAUUUAAUCCUAAUUGGUUUGAUGAUUAUGGCAAUUGGUUAGAGUAUAGUAUAUCAAAAGAUGCUGUUUUUUGUCUUUGUUGUUAUCUUAUGAAACCUGAGACUGAAGGUGGCGAUGCUUUUGUAACCAAUGGCUUUUCAAAUUGGAAAACAAGGGAGAGAUUACAAACUCAUGUUGGGAUUCAUGAUAGUGCUCAUAAUCAAGCUUGGAGAAAAUGUGAAGCACUUAUGAAACCAAAACAACACAUUAUACGUGGCCAAGGAUAUGAUGGUGCAAGUAAUAUGCAAGGAGAAUUUAAUGGUUUAAAAACUUUGAUAUUGAAAGAAAAUUCUUAUGCUUUCUAUGUACAUUGCUUUGCUCACCAACUUCAGUUAGCUCUUGUAACGGUUGCAAAAAAACAAGUUGAAAUUGCUUUGCUUUUCAAUUUGUUAACCAAUUUGUGCAAUGUUGUUGGAGCUUCAUGUAAACAAAGAGAUAUGCUUCGUGAUAGUCAGAUGACUAAGACAAUUGAAGCAUUACAAACUUUGAAAAGAGCUGGAGAUACUAGAUGGGGUUCACACUAUGGAACUAUACUUAGAUUAAUUUCUUUAUUUCCUUCCGUGGUCAAUGUUCUUGAAUAUGUUGAGGAAGAUGGAAAUAAUUCAGAACAAAGAGCUGAAGCAUUUACUAAUGAAUUAUCUCAAGCGUUACAAAGGAAUGAUCAAGACAUUGUAAAUGCUAUGGCAUUGGUUAAAGUGUCUAAGCAACGGUUGCAAACUAUAAGAGAUAAUAUUACUGUUCCAAAAAUGGAUGAUAUAUUUGUGUCACAAGGAAGAUCAAGACGCAAAGCUCAAAAGAUCUCAAAUUUGCAUCAUUUUCAAGUUGAGAUAUUCUAUCAAGUAGUUGAUAGACAACUUCAAGAACUCAACAAUCGUUUUACAGAGGUGAAUACUGAAUUACUUCUUUGUAUAGCUUGUCUGAAUCCAAGACACUCAUUUCUUGCGUUUGAUAAGGAGAAGUUAAUCCAGUUAGCUCAAUUCUAUCCAUUAGAAUUUUCUUCUACUCAACUUUUGGCACUUGAUAGUCAACUUGAGAACUUCAUACUAGAUGUGCAUUCUGAUGAUCAAUUCUCAAACUUAAAUGGGAUUGGUGCUCUUUCUCAGAAAUUGGUUGAGACUCGAAAAAAUAUUGUUUAUCCAUUAGUGUUUCUUCUUUUGAAGUUAGCUUUAGUUUUGCUUGUAGCAACUGCAUCAGUUGAAAGAACCUUUUCUGCUAUGAACAUCAUAAAGAGUCGGCUUCGCAACCGUAUGGGAGAUGAAUUUUUAAAUGAUUGUUUAGUGACAUACAUAGAAAGAGAGGCAUUUGAUUUAAUCGAAUUUUAUGUUAAUACCUUAGAUUUGCAGAUGAUAGAGGAAGAAAUAAGGGACUUGACUCUUAUUGAAAUUCAGAACAUACUAAAGGGAUACAAUAAGAUCCUAAGACACAUCCCUUCCAUGCUAUUUCCUAACAUGGAUAUGUGCUAUCAGCAACAGAUGUCAACUGGUGUCAACAGGUUGAUUUGUGAUGAGCUUCGUUAG